UGAUGAUGGUUGAUGGCUGAGGUGUCUGUAACAAUUUUCGUGUAGAUUCUUUUUCCGGCGGUACUCCUGAAGAGUGGUUGCAUGCUUUGAAAGCUCCAAACAGUGCUGACACCAGCAUGUCCUCAACCAUUCUGUGUGUGUGUGUUGUAAAGAUGUUAAACGUGCUCAAGAGCAAACGAAAAGCUUUCUACUCGCUGUGGCUUCACGAGCGAACGGACGAAAGCUGGACGCUAAUUGGACAAGUCAUUACACAAGAGUCACUAUGAUCUAAGCAUCUGGUCUGGCACAAGUCACCACGCCGGUACAGCUUUUGGAGCAUAGACAAGUACAAUUCUCCCAAAUAAAACCCCCCUUUAGAGCAGAACACCCAUCACAAAACGGAACGGAGUGAUGCUGAGACCUAAGCUGGGGAGAGUGUAGGUUGAUAAGAAGCACGUCGAUUGCUUAUCACGAGUGAAAGCAAUGCUCGGUUCAGUCAGAGGUAACCCAUCACCAUGGACAGAUCAGUGGUGUGUCUAUACUUUGCAUUGUUUGCCAUUUUUCCGUUUGCUGCCGGAUUAUGCAAUGUCGGCUUGGGGAAGCGCGUUUUCGGGGACGUGCUGCUCGAAACAUUGAGCUUCAAAAACUCAUCAGCCAGUGAACCGAAACAGUUAUCGCUGGUGAUCAGCUACCAGCCUAAUGCGCAUCUUGGCGAACAGAUAACCUACAGCAAGACGCAGGGAUCUGUUAAGUGUACUCUUGAAAUUCCAGAGGCAAAAAACAAGAAAGGACUGUUUCUGACUAUGACAAGCCAACACAACGUUACGGAACUGUCGGCAACGUUGGAAAUUUACGGAUUCCGCCAAGGGAAGGCAGUGAGAGUUAAUUGAGCGUCGCGAAAUAUCUACAGCAAUUAAGAUUUCCAUCCACUGUCUGGAUCCACUGACUGUCUGUCUGGAGUAAUGUGUGAACGUUGUGAAAGUGAAAGAACCUAUUAGAACCUAGAACAUACUUAAGAAAUUAAAAAUAUUGACUCUUUUGCUUCGCUCU
This is a messenger RNA of Anopheles merus, 1029 nucleotides long. RefSeq lists its product as uncharacterized. NCBI's taxonomy places the organism in Eukaryota, Metazoa, Arthropoda, Insecta, Diptera, Culicidae. The coding region runs from base 495 to 869 and encodes 124 amino acids. The record is from RefSeq and is a predicted model, not a curated record. The transcript has 2 exons.